Molecule: messenger RNA, 1429 nt
Organism: Oppiella nova
Lineage: Eukaryota; Metazoa; Arthropoda; Arachnida; Sarcoptiformes; Oppiidae
Source: the annotation of a GenBank genome assembly
GAAAUCCCCACAAAUACGGCACACAUUCUCAUAGUUUGCAAAACUUUCAAAACUUUCCUCAACUUUUGCUUAACUUUUGAUUCAAAAGCAAAUAGUUGUCAGAAAAGGGUUUCAGUAGACGAGAGACAGGCUUUAGUUCGCGUCAUGUCUUCAGCACAGAGUAUACCUCAACAGAUGAUGACUUCGGAUAUAGAUAUCGAUCGGUCUUUCGAGACGUGGGUUAAUACAAGUCUUCAGCGAAAGCCAGAUUUGGCCCAAAAGAUUAAUUGUGUCUAUCAGAUCAAUAUCAGACAAAAGCCUAACUCCGUGUCCACUUGGAUCCUGGACCUCAGCCAAGGGUCCGGUGCUCUGUAUAGACAGGCCAAGAAUGAGGUGAAGUGCAGUCUCACCAUCGAUGAGAGUGAUCUGAUCCAAGCCAUUAUGAAUAAGAGUCACUUGCAUAAGUUAUUCUUUGAGCGCAAGAUGUCAUUGAAAGGGACGAGAGUUGCGUUGGAAAAGUUGCAACAGUUUUGGGUCGAGACAGACAAGUGUAACGAAGACUUCAAAUUCAUUAGCAAAGGAACCCAUGAUAAGCCUAUUAAUGGCAAUCAAUGGGAUCUCUUUGAUUUCACUUCUAAUGGAUUCAAAAGUGAUAUCAUAUUCCAUACCCUCAAGAAUCGUAUGCAUGAGGAGGAAGACAUUGUCCGCAAACUCACUGGUAUUAUGCAGUUUGAUAUCACCAAAGAUGAGACCAAAUCUGUUUGGACCAUUGACUUCACCAAACCGUUGGGUCAGAACGUAUAUCGGGGAACAUCUCCAGAGAAACCCGUUUGUAUCCUAACGAUGGGAGACGAAGACUUCGCCAAAAUGAUGGUCAAUAAGUUUAACCCACAAAAGGCAUUUAUGUUGGGAAAGAUGAAAGUGAAGGGACAGAUACUGUCGAUCUAUAAGUUAUUCACCGUUUGGGUUGAGGCGGCGUUCAAGAAGAAGAAGGCACCGGAAGUGCCAUAUAUUGAGAAUAUUCUGUUUAAUAGCGACUUAAUACCUGGUCUUAAGAGUGAGAUAAUGGUGUUUAGACUCAUUCAACGGUUUGUCAAAUGUCCGCAAUUAUGUGCAGAAGUCGGCGGUUUCUAUUACUUUGAUAUCACUAUAGAUGGCAAAGUUGUGUCCAAAUGGAAACUGGAUUUCACAGAAAAUAAAGUGUGCGGGAUAUUCACCCGUCAACCACUCGACAGCCAACAGACAUCACAACCACUUAUUGUCAUCGAAGACGAGGAUUUUGCACUCAUUUCUCUAAAUCAAUUAGAUAUCCAAAAGGCCAUGACAUCUCAACGAAUCAAAGGUGACAUCAAAUUAGCGCCAAAGUUAGUGAAGAUAUUUCAGUUACCUGUCAUUCACAGUAAACUUUAGACAUGUUUUUAGAUUUUAUGCUUAAAUAUUAUAUUUAAAA